UCUCGUUGUUUUUUUCUGCAUCUUUUGGUAAAGAAGUAAUUCUAUUUCUAACCGUAGUUUUGAACUCCUUACAUCAGUUGUGAAACAUUUUUUACACGUGAAAGGUAAGCGAUUGAGCAGUGAAUUUUAAUUUUGACUCGCAAACCCGUUGCUUUAUAAUUGAGACGAAAAAUAAAAGAUUCGACCGUGUGACGCCGGCGUGAGAAGUGAUUCUUAUUUGUGCAAGUUCGAAGAUACUCUGUAUAUUAAACUUCAGUUUGGAAUACCACUCGUACCACUGAAUCGUAGUUUCUAAUAUGCCUUUGACGCGGUUUCAUGGAAACCACGGUACUAACUUAGUCUUGUCCGAAGGUGGAGUUGUGGCAAGGCGAACUUGCAGCUUCGCCAACGCAAUAACGUUUAGCGAAAGACCACUGAAAGUCGGCGAAGUGUUUCUCGUCGAGAUAGAGGGACAGGAAAGAGGAUGGAGUGGUCAUCUCCGAUGUGGGCUCACCCAACACAACCCUGUUUUAAUGACAAACAAUGUGGAUGAUUCGAGUAAGCCGGAUCAAAUCAAGAUCCCGCAAUAUUCAAUGCCAGACCUGGCUAACAUGGGAAAAACAUGGAUUUUUGCAAUCACUAAAUCUCACAAUCGAGUACCUUCUGCAAACCGAGAGAAUGAGGAUUCCUCAACAUUACGUCCUGUACACCGUAAACCUUUCAUUGAGGACUUCAUUGGCUAUAUUCGCUGUGGAUCGGUCAAUAUUCCUAAACAUAUGCUAGUUGGGAAAGAUAAAAGUGGUGGGGAACUAGUGGCAACAUGUAAUGGAAGCAGGAUUGGUGUCACAUAUGAAAUUGUUGAUGGAGUUGCAGAGAUGCAUUUUCUCAUAAAUGGAGAGGAUCAAGGUGCAGCAAUUAUGGAUCAGGCUGAUUUGGAUAGACCAUUCUAUUGUGUGGUUGAUGUAUAUGGUACAACAAAGCGAGUCAGAGUAAUACAGCUAGCAAUAGUGAGAAUGCUUCAAGAGUAUUGCAGAGAUAUCAUACGAACUUUUGUGCCCGAGGAAGACGUUAUGAGGUUGCCAUUACCAACAAAAGUCAAAGAAUAUCUGAAAUUUCAAGUCUUGUAGUUUGUAAAUUAAAUUUUAGUUCCCUUUUUUAGAUCAUGGAAACCAUAAAUAAUAUUUUUCACAUAUAGUAGUAUGCUGUGCAUUAUUACAUAUAUACUGUAAAAACAUUAAUUUUUUGUUGGUAUUUAAUUUAACUAUUUUUAAAUUUGAUCACAUUCACUGGGUUUUUUAAGUUAACGAAUUUACCAGAAACAGUGAGUUUUAUUGUUAUUAUACAUAUUCACAUGAAUUUAAUUUCACCUAUCAUCGAAAAUAGCGAAAUUGAAACCUAGUGAUUAAUUAAUGCAUCUACAGUAACUUGUUUAUUACGCAUCAACUGUAAUUGCAUACACUUGUGUGAUCUGCAUGGAUAAUCUAAUUUAAGUUGGUGAUGAUGUGACAAUAAAAAGAUAAUGGUACAAAAUACUUGUAUUUAUUCUAAACUUAAUCAUAAUUUGUAAGUGAGAUUAAACAAAAUUUGUAACAUUCACUUUUUGGUAUUUACCAUUUUGUGCAAUAAAAGCUGGUAACAAAAAUA
Molecule: messenger RNA, 1623 nt
Organism: Saccoglossus kowalevskii
Lineage: Eukaryota; Metazoa; Hemichordata; Enteropneusta; Harrimaniidae
Product: neuralized-like protein 2
Biological process (GO): intracellular signal transduction
Molecular function (GO): ubiquitin protein ligase activity
Source: RefSeq, a predicted model, not a curated record